AGGACGACCGCACCGUGUACACAGGUGGCAAAGGAUGCGUCAAGGUAUGGAACAUCACAUCCCCACCCCAGGGCUACGACGGUCCGCUAGACACCCACACCUACGACACUCCACUGGCGGCUUUAGACUGCAUGUACGACCACUACAUCCGUGCCUGUAAGCUGAUGCCGGACGGCGGGAGUCUGAUAGUAGGAGGGGAGGCGCAAGAGUUAACGCUUUGGGAUAUAGCGGCGCCUCAGCCGACUAUGUUGGGUCUGUUGAAGAGCGAUGCGCCUGCGUGCUAUGCACUGGCGGUCACGGCCCAUGGCGGCGGUCAGAGUAGCAAUCCGUUGUGUAUCUCGGGUUGUAGUGAUGGUGUGAUAAAUAUAUGGGAUGUGCGGAACCAGCAAUUGGUGAACAGCUUCAUGGGCCACCGCGACGGUGUCAGCUGUGUGGACGUGUUCAAGGACGGCCACUCCAUCGUCACUGGAGGCCUGGACCACUUUGUGAGGGUUUGGGACCUGCGCAUGUACAAACAGGUCGAUAAUGUCCCGUUCCCGUCCUCGGUAUUUUCGGUCGGGGCUGGGCCGGACAAAUGGCUUGCGGCCGGACUGGAGAAUCACGAGGUCAGAAUAUUCAGCGCCGGCCGAAAGGAAACAGACCAGAACUUUGCCAUCUCCAAACACAUGGGUUCGGUCUUGUCGCUGAAGUUUGCUUCAAGGUCGCCAUGGUUACUGACCACCGGCAAAGACAGCUGGAUCAAUGUCUUCAAAGUACCUCAAGGCACCCCAGUAGCCGAUUACCAAGAGAGCAUGUCUAUCCUCUGCAGCGACAUAUCUGCCGGCGAUGGCUUCGUAGUGGUUGGCUCGGGCGAUCAAUUCUCAAGGGUGUUCCAAGUGCGAUGAUGCGUAUAGAUAAAGAACUAUAAAUAGAAAAGCCUGAAUUUAAAUAAACGAGAUUUGGGUUACAUGUCCGUGUGUACUCAGACGAGCAUUAUAUCCA
Molecule: messenger RNA, 981 nt
Organism: Sphaeroforma arctica JP610
Lineage: Eukaryota; Ichthyosporea; Ichthyophonida
Exons: 5
Coding region: 132-884 (250 amino acids)
Biological process (GO): negative regulation of canonical Wnt signaling pathway; regulation of DNA-templated transcription
Cellular component (GO): transcription regulator complex; nucleus
Molecular function (GO): transcription corepressor activity; protein binding
Source: RefSeq, a predicted model, not a curated record